AUGGCUGUAUCUGCAGCAAAUUUACGUCUCAAGGUAAUUAUUAUAGGGGCCGGUCCUUCUGGUCUCUGCACAGCUGCGGCCUUGAGCCAAGAUGGCCAUAGUGUCACCGUUCUCGAGCGACGACGAGAUACACAGCCCCUUGGGCACGCGGUAGUAAUCCAGCCCGCGGCGGUCAGGGCCCUUCAGUACCUCAAAGGGGCGGACAGGGCUUUCAGCAGGGUCAGUGUAGAUGCAGGGGCGCUCCGCUGGUGGUCGUAUAAGGGUACCAAGCCCUUUGCGACACCCACGGCGGCAGAAGCCUUGUCGUGUGCGGAACGAAGGUUUCAAACUGAUCGGCCCUCAGUACAAAAAGUACUACAUGAGCUUGCGGUUGCCAACGGCGUCGAUUUUCUUUUCGGGAGAGUUGUGCAAGCGGUUGAAGAUCUCAAGGUGAAGCCAAGGCUUUGGACAACCCAUGGUGAAAACUUUACCGCGGAUUUGAUUAUAGCGGCAGAUGGUAUCAAAUCUACCACCCGCAAAAUUCUUUUCCCCGCACAGGAUGUCGAUCCAAUCCCAUUGAGAGAAUCUAUCUUCCUCACAAGCGCACCUGUUUCUCAGCUUGCUCGGGACGCUCGAGUAGCGCCAUGGCUCGAACCGGGAACCAAACAUGGCAUAUUAGGGCCCGAUCGGUUUGUUUUGAGUCGGCACACGCACGGUGGUCUCCUCGGAGUGCAAUUUAUUGACGUCGACCAUGCGGAUCCGGGCCCGGUGAAUGGCAAUUGGAAUACGCCAGCCGAUAUUGGUUUACUUCGCACACGAUUUUCUGACUUUAACAUGAUAACGAGGGCAUUCUUGGAACAUAUUCAGCACGCCGAGAAAUGGCAGAUGGCUACCGGGCCAGAACUGGAUACGUGGCGAAGUGCCAGCGGUCGUAUCGUGCUGCUCGGGGAUGCCGCCCACGCCAUGUUACCACAUGGCGCACAAGGGCUUAGCCAGGGGAUUGAAGAUGCUUUAAGUUUGGCUCGCAUGCUGCGUCGGGCGUCGAAUUCGAGCGCUAAAGGUGUUGGUAUUCCCGCUAUCACGAAGGCGUGGGUCAACCUGCGUAAACCGCGCACCAACAUUUUCGUUAAACAGUCUACAAGCAACGCAAAAAUUUGGAGCCUACCGGAUGGGCCGGAACAGGUGGCAAGGGAUGAGAGGAUAAGACGGACGGAGACUCUUCCACCAGCGGAUCUCAACCACGUGAAAAUGGACAUGGCGGCUAGUCGGAAGUCGCCACAAUUUCUUAAAUGGGCAAGGGAUUAUGACGUGGUUCUAGAGCUAUUUGAACUUUUCACUGGCCAGCCACCUUUUGAGACCUUAAUAACACCCGCAAUUCUCAUCGGUCAAAUGCACGAGAUGGCAAGUGACGAUCUACCUGAAUGA
Penicillium cinerascens is the source of this 1404-nucleotide messenger RNA. RefSeq names its product FAD-dependent oxidoreductase. Gene Ontology annotation, molecular function: FAD binding; monooxygenase activity. The record is from RefSeq and is a predicted model, not a curated record. Bases 1 to 1404 code for a protein of 467 amino acids. NCBI's taxonomy places the organism in Eukaryota, Fungi, Ascomycota, Eurotiomycetes, Eurotiales, Aspergillaceae. The transcript has 3 exons.